Trypanosoma cruzi is the source of this 576-nucleotide messenger RNA. RefSeq lists its product as uncharacterized. The record is from RefSeq and is a predicted model, not a curated record. Lineage: Eukaryota; Euglenozoa; Kinetoplastea; Trypanosomatida; Trypanosomatidae. The transcript has a single exon. The coding region runs from base 1 to 576 and encodes 191 amino acids.
AUGGUCUGGCGGUGCCUUUUGCGGCGGUGUUGGACAAGCCGUCAGGACAGAGACGGCGGUUCAUCGCAUGGCCAAAGGCAAGCAACGCCCAUGAGGACGCCGGGGUCAUGGUUGCUCUGCCAUUUCACAUUUCGCAGUAUCUUGGCGCAAUGUGGGACGAGACCGCUGCUUUACUGGAUGUGGAUGCGUCUUUUUACAGGCAGCUCUUUUGGCGGAUAUGCACGGGCGAGUUUCCGCUGUCGAGUGGGAUUUGUGGAUCUUGUGGAAUUGACUCGCCCGCACACGGGCCACGAGUGUUGUCCGGAAGUUUCCCGCACCACCGCGAGGGUCUUGGCGGAAGACCCCGAGAUGGUAAGACCGCAGUCUGUGGUGCCGCGCGUGGCAAGGAGACUUCUGUUUGGAUUUGGGGUGUCCGAACCAGUGGGCUGCGGAGGAGUGUGGUUCAGCGGGGCCCUUGUCAAGAGCUGUGAAGCCAUUGGUGCAUCCUUCAGCCGUGAGACGACGAGCGCCGCCUUGAAGCACGAUGCGAGUACGAGGAUUGAUGGAGGCCGCGUGUCUCCGAAAGCAUGCAGCUGA